Molecule: messenger RNA, 546 nt
Organism: Funneliformis geosporum
Lineage: Eukaryota; Fungi; Glomeromycota; Glomeromycetes; Glomerales; Glomeraceae
Source: the annotation of a GenBank genome assembly
AUGGACGAUGAUCCUUGGGACGAUUGGGAAACUGCUGCCGAUGCUGGCUUAGAUCCAAAACCCAGUAAGGCUGUGGAUGAACAUGAAAAGAAUAAACAAUUAUGGCAAGAAGCAAACGCCUUUGCACAACCAGAAAUUAUUCGCGUGGAUACAGCCCGUACGGAAUAUGUACCACAACUUCGUAUUUUAAAGCGUCCAAAAAAUCCAGGACCAACUACUACCACACAUCCUUCCCAUUUAGCAUCAUAUGCCACCUUUGCUGGUGAUUCAUAUACUUUCUCCAAUUCCUCCAUUGAUUUAUCACCAAAACAAAAAUCCUUAGCAGAACGUGAAGCAGAAUACAAUCUAGCAAGACAAAAAAUAUUUGGUGCUAAUACUAAUUCUGAUGGUAGUUGUGGUGAAGAAGGCGUAAUUACCAGCGAAGGUAAAGAAAAUGAGGGUCAAAAGAAAAUCUUGACUGAACGAGGUGAUGUUACAAAGGAAGUUCAUGUAGAUAUCUCAAAGCUUAAUGGGACGCGUCAAAAAGAAACUUUGAAAUUUAAAUAA